AUGCCAUCAAAGGUAGAAGCGAAUUUACCUCCCACUAAUGAAGGGUACGGGACUCAUGAGUACUGGGAACAACGAUAUGCAAAUGAAGCAGAUGGAACGACGUUUGAUUGGUUCUUAUCCCCCACGUAUCUAUUACCGUUAUUCGAAGAACUCACUUUAGAUAUAGGAGGUAAAGGGAAAGGCAAAGAAGCUAGGAUAUUAACUUUAGGAUGUGGGAAUUCAGCUUUAGGAGAAGUACUAUAUGAUAAUGGAUGGGAAGAAAUCGUGAAUAUUGAUUACUCCAAAAUUGUGAUUGACCAGAUGAAAUCAAGACAUUCAGCACGUACCAAAAUGGAAUGGCUGGAAAUGGACAUAUUGAAUUUAGACUUUCAAGAUGAAGAAUUCGGUUUAGUGGUGGAUAAAGGCACGAUGGAAGAUGGAAGUGCGAUGCUGACCACGAAAGGUGAUCCCUGGAAUCCCUCGGAAAAAGAUGUUGUCACUUGUACACAAGAAGUAACAGAAGCUAUACGCGUGUUGAAGAAACAACCCGGGAGUAAAUUUGUAUAUUUCACGUUUGGUCAACCGCACUUUAGAAAGAGAUAUAUGGCAAAUCGACCGGGGUUCAAAUUAACACAUCGUGAAAUUGGACCACCAGAAGGAUUCGCAUACUUCAUGUAUGUACUGGAGUACGUAGGCGAUGUAUAG
This is a messenger RNA of Kwoniella shivajii, 684 nucleotides long. RefSeq lists its product as uncharacterized. NCBI's taxonomy places the organism in Eukaryota, Fungi, Basidiomycota, Tremellomycetes, Tremellales, Cryptococcaceae. Bases 1 to 684 code for a protein of 227 amino acids. The transcript is spliced from 10 exons. The record is from RefSeq and is a predicted model, not a curated record.